Molecule: messenger RNA, 900 nt
Organism: Morchella sextelata
Lineage: Eukaryota; Fungi; Ascomycota; Pezizomycetes; Pezizales; Morchellaceae
Exons: 2
Coding region: 1-900 (299 amino acids)
Source: RefSeq, a predicted model, not a curated record
AUGACAUAUGCCAAAGUUAUAUUUUCCUCCAUAUUAUACCUUGCGAUCCUCUCUGCCUUCCUCAUCUUGUCUACCUCCGGAGCUGGGGUUCCUCCUGGCAGUCUGGGGCUAACGGACUCAGAACCAGGGGGAAUAAAUAAGCUUGAUCUGAGGGACAGCGCUCUCGUGGGCAUCCCCCUUGAUACGCGACCUGAUGCAAGCGAUAAACCUCCGGCUACUGGUCAGGUCACACCAGACAUCCCAAUGGUGGAGAUCUGGUACCAUAUACGCGACAACGCCGAGAACGGUCACACCGCGGUCAGCGGUAUGGUGAGGCUAAGGCGCGCCAUUCAAGGGACUGCGUACGGCCGCGAGAAGGCAAACUUCACUGAGGCCGCUAACGGACCACCUCUGAAAGCCUUUUUCUCUAGUUCGCGACCUCUUCUAUACGUCAAGCUCUGCGGAUAUAGCAAUAUUGGGAACUACUUCGCCUUCGCAACACUUCUUCUCGUCUCCUGGUUAAUCCUCGAGAUUGUAUACUACAUAGCGGGUUCCAACCAAACGUUAGAUUUACCGGACAGUAGCCCGACAAUUACACCUGAACGUAGGGUGCCCUCUGAGGAUGCGUUCUGGUUUACGGCGGCGGUAUGCGCGGGGAUAUUUGUCCUGAUGAUUGUCGUGAAUGCAUCGAUGGUUGUGCUGGGCAAGGGGGACUCCUUGUUCGAAGAGGUGGUGAUAGCAUCCUUCGCGGUGGAGAGUUUAUCUUUGGCUGUGUUUCAAGGCUGUUUCAAUUUAAGAGGACUGGUCUAUGCUAUGCUAGUGUUUACUUUGAUCACUCAGACUUGGUUCUAUGUGAGACUAUUCUCCCAUCAGGACCUCUCGCUCUCGAAGAAGUCCAGUUGGACCGAGAUGCUACCUUGA